UCUGCUGGUACGAUUGUAAUUAGAAACAGAAGUAAAAAGAGUACGAAAUUGAUCGCUUGCAUCUAAUAGGCACACAAAGUUUUUUUUACUUUCUCUUCUGUAAUAAUUUGAUUCCGGCAAGGAAUAGGAUUACCCAAUUCUCCAGAGAGAGAUUUUACCUUUACGAAACAUGGAAUAUUUUGUUGUUUUGAUACUUGAUGGUAUUUCGAAGAUGACACGAAAAUUUAUAUGCGGAGGAAGAUUUUACUGUGAAAGUUGUUAAUUUGGAAUUUUCCCCUUGAGACUGGUUUGAAAAUUUUUAAAAUAUUUUUUCACCCCAAAAAGCAAAAUUCACGUUAAUCUCUAGUUUUUGACAUUUUUUCUACAAUAAAAUAGACUUGAACAUUUUGAAAUUAUUUGGAUAAUUUUCGUUAAAACACCAAUUGAAGACGAAAUGUAAUAACCGGAGUUUAGGACAAAAUUAAUAAGCAAAUUAUCAAAAGACUUGACAAUUUUUGAUUUUAUUAUUAUACUGAAAAAAACUUGCGAUUUUGCGUUAAUAAUCCAGCUACAUUUCUAGAAAAUAAUAAGUUACACUCUUGACUUUUGAUCAAACCUGGUCAUUUGGAAAAAAUUGCACCUGAAGACAUUGAGCGUCAUAAACAACAUAAUUAGCAGAUAAGUGAAUAUAAUAAAUGAUGUUUCAUCAACGAUGGGUACGUUAUAAGGAAAAAAACCAUUGCAAUAUCUAUCAUAAAAUGAAAGUAAGAGCUUAAAUAUUAAUAACAACUCGUAGGUAUAUUAUAAAAGUAACUGGUCACUCUCACACACUUAUUUGUUACGGUGCCUCCGAAAGGUAGUGUUCUGUGCUAGUGCAGUGAUCGACCUCACAGUGUCUUAGCCUAAAAUUCAAGGUUACUAAAAUGCCACCACCGGACCCAGACCGAAUCGCACAAAUGUUCACCGAUAAAUCGGUUUUCAUCACUGGAGGUUCUGGAUUUUUGGGCAAAGUCCUUGUAGAAAAACUCCUCAGAAGAUGUUACAAUGUCAAAACAAUCUACCUUCUAAUAAGAAAUAAAAAAGGAAAAACACCAAACGAACGUAUGAAUGAUAUUUUCGCAAACAUGAUUUUUGAUACUUUACGAAAAGAAAAUCCACAAUUAUUCAAAAAAUGUAAACCAAUCUCUGGCGACGUCACACAAAUUAAUCUCGGAAUAUCGCCCGAAGAUCGACAAGUGUUACGUGAUGAAAUUGAAUUCAUUUUCCACUCGGCGGCUUCGACAAGGUUUGACGAAACGGUCAGAGUGGCCACUCGUAUGAACACCAGAGGCACCAAAUACGUAGUAGAUUUGGCACACGAGUGCAAAAAACUGAAGGUUUUUAUCCACGUGUCAACAGCGUACGCCUACCCUUAUGAGAAUGUGUUGCACGAAAAAGCGUACCCACCACCUGCCGAUCCCGAAGAAAUUCUAAAAUCAAUCAAUUUCGAACUGGAAAACGACUCGGAACAAAGCAUACACUUGGGUCUUUUAGGUGAUUGCCCCAAUACUUACACCUUUACGAAAGCUCUAGCUGAGAAUCUUGUUGUCAAAGAAAUGGAUAAAUUACCGGCGAUUGUCGUCAGGCCAUCCAUUGUUUGUCCCAUUUGGAGGGAACCUUUCCCUGGUUGGUGCAACACACUUCAAGGACCAAUGGGUUUGUUUGUGGGUGCUGGUAAAGGAAUAAUUCGCUCCAUGUACAUCCGGAAAAACUCACGUGCCGAUUUUAUACCAGCCGAUGUUGUUAUAAACGGAAUAUUGGUUGCGGCUUACGUUCAUUUGAAUUUUGACAAAACGCAACGAAUUUACAAUUUCACAGCAUCGUCAAAACACAGCAAAACAUGGGAGGAAAUCAUCGAAUUGGGCAAAUAUGUAGUCACAAACACGGUACCGUUCAAUGGUAUUGUGUGGUACCCUGGUGGCUCCCUUAAGGAAUCAAAACUGGUUCACAACUUGUGUUUUUUCUUCUUUCAAAUUGUUCCAGCUUUGUUAAUUGAUACACUUUUGACGGUUUUGGGCUACAAGCCGGUCUUAUACCAGAUACAGAAACGUAUUCACAAAGGCUCAGAAAUGUUGGAGUAUUUCACGACCAAAGAAUGGGAAUUCACCAAUGACAAAUCAGCCGGAAUGAACAAAUAUCUCAACGAGAGAGAGAAAGAAAUUUAUAAAAUCGAUGGGGAGGGGGUUAAUCUUGACGAGUAUUUCACCAAUUGUAUUUUAGGUUUGAGAAGGAAUAAUUUAAAGGAGAGCGAUGAUAUGCUACCAGCAGCAAAACGGCAAUUGAAAAUAAUGUGGGCCCUGGACAGGGUUUGUAAAACACUACUCGUAUUAGCAGCAAUGUACUACUUGUACAAGUGGAUUCUAGCACCGGUGUUUCGUUUCUCAACAAUGAGCAAUAAAUCAGCGGUUGCGGAAUUCUACAAAAACCGACACAUCCUCAUCACGGGCGCCACUGGUUUUAUGGGGAAAGUACUAAUCGAGAAAUUACUACGCUCAUGUCCUCAAUUAUCAACAAUUUAUUUGUUAGUUCGUCCAAAAAAAGGGAAAAAACCUAACGAAAGACUUGAAGAUAUCAUCAAUUGUCCUGUCUUCGAUAAGUUGCGUGACCAACCCGACGGCGAAAAAUUACUAAAUAAGAUUUACUGCAUUUCUGGGGACAUUACCCAAACUAAAUUAAAUCUAUCAAACGAUGAUGAGAAAACUUUAACGGAUAACGUCGAAUUGGUGUUUCACAUGGCUGCCAACGUGCGAUUUGACCAACCGUUGAAAAACGCGGUUCUAUUGAAUACAGGAGGGACAAAAAAUUUGCUAGAUCUGGCGUGCUGUUUCAAACAAUUGAAAAUUUUCAUUCAUGUGUCAACAUCAUACUGUCAUUGCAAUGAAGUCAAACUUGAGGAAAAACUAUACAAUGCGCCACAUGACCCGCGAAAAAUCCUAGAUCUAGUGACCUGGAUGGACGACGAAACGCUAAAAACUUUAACUCCAAAACUACUAAAAAAAUCACCAAACACGUACGCUUAUACUAAAUGUUUAACCGAACAAUUGGUGAGUGAAUACAAAUCAAAGUUACCUUUGGUUAUCACUCGACCGUCGAUUGUUACGGCCGCUUGGCGCGAACCAAUUCCUGGUUGGGUUGAUAAUUUAAAUGGACCAACAGGAUUAUUGGUAGGGGCGGGUAAAGGAGUGAUUCGAUCAAUGCAUUGUGACCCUUAUUUGGAGGCAAAUAUCGUACCAGUUGACAGUGCGAUUAAUUCACUUCUCCUGAUUGGCUGGAAGGAGGGGGCGGGACCGUCACGUGACGUGCAAGUCUACCACGUGACGUCAAACAACGACAAUGUGAUUAGUUGGGGGGAGGCGCUUGAAGUAGGCCGUAAACAUUUCUAUGACAACCCGUUUAGCGUUUGUUUGUGGUAUCCAGGUGGUAGUAUCAAGUCGAAUUAUUGGUACCACGCCAUCGCUGUUUUUUUCUUACACAUUAUCCCAGCCUACUUGGUCGAUUUUCUUAUGGUUUUGACAGGAAAUAAAACAUUCUUGGUGCGUACCCAGAAACGCAUACAAAACGGUUUGGAGGUGCUCCAGUACUAUACUACAAGACCUUGGUACUUUUACAACGAUAAUUUGGAUAAGAUAUGGAGCGAGUUGUCAGAUCUUGAUAAAGAAAUUUUCUAUACCGACAGACUUAAAAUCGACUACAACCAAUAUAUUUUGAAUUAUGUGUUAGGUGCGAGGAAGUACUGCGUACAUGAGGAACCGGAAACGCUCCCCUAUGCCCGAAAAGUACUAAAAAGAUUGUUUUAUUUGGAUAUGACCAAAAACAUUGUUUUGGGAAUUUUCUUUUUGUGGAUUUUUUCCUACUACGCAUCUGGGUUUAUCACAAAGCUAGACAACCGGUCGAUUUUUAAUAAUACAACAAUUAUAGGUUAAUUUUAAUUAUAUUCACAGGUGCUUGGUUAUUUUUAUGUAAUAAAUUUGCAAUUUACGACGUUAUUAAAAAAUAUAUUGUUGUUUAACGCGCUCACUCGUCUUGGCAAACAUUAUGCUUGUUAAACACAAUCGGUGUUUUCAUAACUGAUUAUGUAAAUAACGAUAUGAUUUGAAUUUGAAAAGCUUUAGAACCAAUUUUUUUAGUUCAUUGUUUAUUUUACAAGGUCAAUGUACAAAAUAAAAAUAAAUAAAUAAUUACAAUAACAAUUAUCCUGUUUGUGAAGCUCGUGUGUGUGUAAUUUCGACCAUUUUGGCGUCAUCUGGGUGUAAAUCCUUGUCACCCCAUCCCCACACAUUAUGGGUACCAUCACCUGUCCUUUUAACCCUCUUUUCGACCAUUGCCAAUGGGACACUUUUAAGGUCAUAUGCCCAUCCAAUUCGGGCCAUAAAAUCAAUAAAUGCCGUACUCCAAUUGCCAUAAUAUGACCCCAAUUCGGCCGCUUUGUAGUCCCAUGGGAAGGCAUGGUGGUAA
Molecule: messenger RNA, 4473 nt
Organism: Tribolium castaneum (red flour beetle)
Lineage: Eukaryota; Metazoa; Arthropoda; Insecta; Coleoptera; Tenebrionidae
Exons: 8
Coding region: 903-3941 (1012 amino acids)
Biological process (GO): long-chain fatty-acyl-CoA metabolic process
Cellular component (GO): peroxisome
Molecular function (GO): alcohol-forming very long-chain fatty acyl-CoA reductase (NADP+) activity
Source: RefSeq, a predicted model, not a curated record